Molecule: messenger RNA, 41198 nt
Organism: Motacilla alba alba
Lineage: Eukaryota; Metazoa; Chordata; Aves; Passeriformes; Motacillidae
Gene: CHRM5
Product: cholinergic receptor muscarinic 5
Exons: 4
Coding region: 37019-38605 (528 amino acids)
Biological process (GO): gastric acid secretion; adenylate cyclase-inhibiting G protein-coupled acetylcholine receptor signaling pathway; G protein-coupled receptor signaling pathway, coupled to cyclic nucleotide second messenger
Cellular component (GO): dendrite; synapse; plasma membrane
Molecular function (GO): G protein-coupled acetylcholine receptor activity; G protein-coupled serotonin receptor activity
Source: RefSeq, a predicted model, not a curated record
AGUCUUGGUUUCUCAAGCCCAGUCUCAAAAAAUGCAACAACAUUAGAAUAGGCAUCUAACAGAUUCUGGAUCAGAAGCAAUUUAGCGCCUUAAGCCAAAGAAGGGGAACCAAGGGAAAAUGAAAGAGAUCUAAAACCAGGAAAGGCAUAAAAGGGCAGAUGGGGACUAACUGCUCAUUGUCUCUUCUCACCUAGAGGCAGCAAAUGAACCCAGCAGGUAACAUAUGCAAAACUGGUAAAAUGUGGCAAAUCUUUAUAACCUGAAGCCGGGUUGUGGGGCUCCAUGCCAUCAGAUAGUGCAGACAGCACAACAUGCAAGGAGGGAUAUAGGAAAAUUAUUUCUAAACACAAAGAUUGCACAUCUGGCUCAGAUGUGUCCUUCAGACAUAAAUUAUUACAGAUCAAGAAAGCAUGUGGAAAAGUAGCUUAUAAUACAGUACAUUCAGAUGCCUUAGCUCAAGUGUCUCCAGAUGGACCUUGGGUCUGCUUCAGUAGAAUCAACCCUAAUCCAAAGCAAAUAGCUAGGGUUUUUUUACCUUUAGAGCUCUACUCAUCUCUUAAUUGGCUAUCUUUCUGCAAGAAAAAUAAGGAGGAAAAGUAGGCAAUUCACAAAUUUAUUUUUAGUCUGUAGCUGUGUUCUUUCAAGCUAAUGCAAAUUUCCCUCUUUUCUAUUUUUUCCAGAUUUCCUUAAAUUUAUCACUAUUUUUCAUACGUAAUUUUUUAUUAAUUAUGUCAUUACUAUAUCUUUUGGAAUGCUGCAAAAAUGCAAAACAUUAAACUAAAAUGCACUGAACAAAAAAGUAUAUUAAAAAUUUCUCUCAACUACAGUAGCCUGGUUAUUCGAAAGCACCAAUCUCAUCUCCUCCAGUAUUCACUUUUUUUACUGAGUAAACAAAAAAAUUAUAUUUAAGGUUAAAGUUACUGAUUUCCCCAUAGGUAAGCUUAAACUUUUCAUUAAGUUUAAGCCAGUCACCUUAAAUAUUUACAUUUUUCCUGAUGCUUUAUGACAUUUUCUAGUGUCAUUUUUUUCAGGCCACUAAUUUAUAACAUACUUAGUGAUUUUUAAAUGUCACUGCAGCCAACUUGCAAUAUUAGACAAAGUAUAUAAAUCCACAGAGCCUACUGUUUUUUGAGCAGUAUCAUUCAAGUAGGCUGGGAAAAAAAAAGAUUGCUGCAUAACUUAAUAAUAAAAAUGAAGCUUAAUUACUGCACAAAUUUGUGAUUCUUCCUAGGGGGAGGGAGAGAAACUCCUUUGGGUAAAAGGGAGAGAACUCAUAUAUUUUGAUAAGACUAGAUCCAACAGGAAAAAGUAGCUUAACAGAAGAGUUUGUGAUCCACACAGACUGACAGCUUAAGGGAACUAAUGAUCUGGCCCUUUGUGAAGACACUGCCUUCUCCAACAUCAUAUAAGCAACUAAUGUCAGUCCAGCACAUGUCCAUAUCAGGAUACAGAGCUGAAAUAUAACACUGGAAGAAAAGACGAAAUGGCAAGGUUCCCACCCACAAAGAAAGAUUUGCAUAACUUCAAACUGCAGAACUCAAAAGAGGAAUCCAUUUGCAUUUGCUGGCACAAGGUGCUCUUAUAUUCUGGCUUGUGAGGAGAGAUGUCAUGAAAAGAAAAGAAGCCAAGAGGAACAACAUUCAAUCAGAAUGAAAGACAGUGAUCCCAAAAGAUCCCUGGUUUGCCCUGCCUAUUUACAGGAACCACUGUGUGGCAGCCACAGAGAAUGGGCACUGAAGGAUGAGAAGAGCAGAGAGGGAUGCACUCCUAUGCAUUCUAGUAAGCAAAAUUACUGCCUUGAGACCUUGGGGCAGACAGUACCUCUAAGCUCACACAACCACUUUAAAAGCAAAGUGAGAGCUUGGAUGAACUGUUUAGUCUUAUACUGAAGUGAGGUUGAAGCUGAAACAGCACCGUUCAUUGAUAUUUUAGACUGUACAGCUUGCAAAUAAUUCAUCAUCCUAUCCUGCUAAGAUUUGAUAUUUUGAGUAGCUAAAAAAUAUAUCCCAUAAUGGGCAGGAAAACUUCUGCCCUUCAUUAGGGAGGUUUUAAUUUUUUCUAAAUUACACACAAUGAGCAAUUUCUGCAGUGUUUCCAAAUCCAAAGUUUAAGUAAAAUCUGUGUUUCAAAACCACAAUAAAACUACUACUGUUGUUUAGAUACCUCAUGUCAUGCUAGAUACAAGAAAGAAUAACAGAAACUACAUGUCAAUAGCUUUUGCUGAGUUGCAGACUGGCACUCACUGGCCUAGGUUCUUUACCUUGUCCUGUUUAAGAAAAGUUCCUCCCAGUUAUUCUUCAUUAGGAUUAUUGUUCAUUAUACCUCCUGUGUGAACAGUGCCCACAAACACAUUGCUGUAUCGUAUCGAGGAGGUGAGAACAUCUUGGACCAGAUUUAUUCUUGCAUUUUUCUGUCUAAGAGAACUUCAUACCUAACUGCCAUGCAGUUAAGGUAUAAACUGCUCUUAAGUAGCUAAGAUUAGUUGUGUUGCAUAAAUUUACACUAGGAUUACUACUGUUUUCUGUAAGCAGGCUGUCAGAAUAUUUGAUCUGAAAACUUUAAAAUUCAUUACACAGCUUACUUGUCCAGAAAAGGCAGGAACAUAUAAAAUAAGUCCCCUUUAUACCACACUGUAUCUCCACCCACAAAAAAUCCAUUUUUAGAAAAAGAAUGCCCAAACUCCCAUGACAGUAAUCUUAGAGAAAACAAAUGAACAAACUUAAGAAAUACUUUAUUUUAACCAGCUUGCUAGUUUUUAAUUGCAAUAAUAACUACUAAUUGACACAAUAAAGGGAAAAAAACCCCUCAUAUCUGCAGUCCUUACAUGCCACACAAACACUGGAAAACUUCUCUUUUGCGAUUCCUCUUCCCUCCAAUUUUAUACCAGACAAAUCAUAGAGGUUUACAAUACAAUUGACAGUUGAACACUCAAACUUCCAGUUUAAGCAUUUAAAGCCAUUCUAAAUGUUGAAUGGUAAGCACACAUGUAAUUUGACACCCCUCACAUUAUUAGAAUUUCAAAACAGAAAAAAAAUCUAGAUUCUUCUUAUUGCUACAGCUUGAUUCCUUAUUCUUUGACAGAACAUUUACAACAAAGAAUAUAAUAGUAUGAUUAAUAAAUAUUCUUUACGAUGCUGUUCUGACUAUUUUUAAUAUCAUCACAUCCAAAUUAGUACUAUCAUUCCCUAAAGCACAAUUCACUAUUCAUGUAGGUGGUACAUUAUGCUCUGUCUAUGGGACUAUCUUUCAAAAGUAUUCAUAAAUUAUACACAAAUGUGCAGGCCUAAAAAUAUUCAAGCAGUUUGAUACAGUGAGUAUGAGGUUUGGCUUUCUUGCAUUUAUGGGGGGUUCUGCAAGAUAUCAGAAGUCAUAGCACUAACAUGUGCUUGCCAGAUUUUUUUUUUUAAUGAAACGAGAAAAGUAGCUUCAGAAAACAGGAGGAUUUUCUGCUGAAAUGUUAAUAAAAUUACAAGGAUUACAAUUAGCAAAUAGCAAAUCUUGUAAAGCUCCAGUUCUAUAAGCAUGCAAGAGCCUGGAAAACAUUUCAUUGUGUGUACAAGUUACUCAUAUCCCUCCAAAGACAGUAGUUGAUUGACUUAUCAGAGAAUUCUGAACACCAAAUUAAAAUUAAUAGCAGAUUGGUAAAUAUUCACUUGUGGUGAAAAAUACAAGCAAACAGCAUACAGGAUUUGCCUUAUCAAAAACUUAGAAAGCAAAUACAUUCUUGGUCAAAAUUUACAAAAGCGUGCUUUUUAUGAUUACCUACAGUGGAGUUUUCCCAUUGCUACAGAGCAAUGGUCAAUUCAAAGUUUCAAAACCUGUAUUAAAAGAAAUUAAAAGUUCUUCUGCAAAAUGAAAAAAAAAAUUACUUACUAUCUACAAUUCUUUGUGCCAUGUCAAAAGGAAACUGUAGCCACAUACAAGCUUCUGCUCAUCUUUUGUAUUAGGUACCUUGAGGGAUUUUCUAACAAAUUUAUCAUAAGUAAAUAAGGAUUGAGUUAGCUCAACUGAAACCAACAGUACUCCUCAUGCUAACCUCUUGUGCUUUUGUCUUGAACAUUCUACAUUCUAUAACUUACAAUGCCCCUUAGCAACAAAUCCUGUAGCCUUCUUAUGCAAGUUCUCCUUGUAUGGAAGUGACAAGACCUUCAGCUCUCCCACAAAUUAAGAAACAAAAAUUGCUGGUGCAGAAUGGAGAAUUUCAGUUUUCUGGAUGACAAAUACCAUCUGGGCUAUGUAUUUACCACUGACACACAGUGUUUCGCUGGUCUGAAAAAUGCAUAAGUAUUGAUUUUUAUUUAAUGAUCUUCUGUAUUCAAAGAGAAGAAAAAUUAAAUGUGCAUUUUAAUGUUAGUUUUGAAAUAUUAAUUUGAAGAUUUUCUUUUCCAUCACACUAUUGACAUACUAUUAAAUAGCAUCACAGCAAUAUCAAAAUUCAAGUUUUAAGAUAUUGAAGACUGUGACAUAUCUGGUAAUGUUGGCUAAAUUGAAAAAUCAUCUGUAUCCCAGCUAUUCACUAGACAUAUUUGGGUUUUUUUGUUUUUAUUGUUAGUGGUUUUUCUAUGAUCUAGUUCUAUAGAGUUAAAAACAAUGGCUUGCAGAACUCUUGCCCUCAAGGACAUUACAUCAUGAUUUAUUUUAAUGUCAUGCUAAGGCCUCCCCUGCCUAUUCAUUCAUUCACUACUCUGUUCUGUUCGAGCUCUGUUUAUGGGGUUACUUUUCUCUUUUAACCUUGUUUAAAUCUAUUCUUUCAGAUUUCUGAUCAUGACUGUGGUAUUUUAAGUCCCUUUAGUCUACUUGAAACAUAAUAAGCAGGUGCUAAUCAAUGGAUUUUUUACUUUAGCAGGAACUGAUCUGUGAAUCAUGCAGAAAAUACUCUUUGUUCUCUGCUCUGCCUUUUCAAAUUGCAUUGCUAUUUCACUGUGCUCAGAAACAUCCAUGACAUUUAUUGCACAUUAUUCUCAGUGUUUGAUUUAAUUCUGAAUAUGUACUUCAAAACAAAAGGUUACAACAUUUUUCUUUUGUUUACAGGAGUUUCAAAAUGCUUCCCUUUUUUUCUUUUGUUUUCUUUUUUUUUUUCCUUCCCCCCCCCUUUUUUAAUGUCUUCAGUCAGCCUUGCCUUAUUGGGCACAUUAAUUUUGCUCAGUUAGCAAUCUGAGAGCAAGGAUUACCAGACAAUGAAAAGUUCUUAGAAUGGGUAAAAGAUAUUUAGCAGCAAUAAAUCUUAAUGAUACAGAAGCAAAAAGUAAAAAUUCUGUUCACAGAAUAAGAAAAAGCAUCCACCAUGUGUUUUCCCACAGAUGGAAAAAAAAAUACCUUUUCUCUAAGCAUACACUCAAGAUUUUAAUACCUCUUAUGCUUUUGGUCAGCACUUUAAAAUUAACAUUUGUAAAAUACCUUUGUUCAUUUUGCUUUUAAUCUUUGGAGCCUAGAAAAGAAUCAGAAUCAAUAAAUUUUUUAGAAUGACAACAAGGUCACAUAGGCCCCUACUCGCAGCCUCAGAUGUACAGCCUUCAAUGCUCUUCAGACAGUCCAGAGGAAGUUUUUUCCACAGGCUUCAGUUAGCACUUCUGAAGGUCAGCCCAAAAACAGGAACAAUUUUCUUAACUGUGAAGGAAUGUACUGGGACAGGAUGGAAGGGAAAAAACCUCUCUCCAUUGUAACCAAGAAAUCUAUCUGGCACUACAGUGCCAAUUCUUGUAUUUGUCAAAUACAGCCUGUUUACAGACUUAAACAGUUCUUUCUAAAGCACCUUGGGAUCUAAGAUCAUACAAAUGCUAAGAUCUAACACUGGUAUUUGUUGCCACUCCUGCUACCACCAAAAACAUGUGUUCCUGCUGAAGCCUGAUAUUUCAGUUAUCAUUUCAAAAUCAUUUAAAGGUUUUGGCUACUGCAGAAGAAAAGAAAGAUAAAAGGUUUGAAUGAACGACAGCCUAGUUAAUUAACCACUCAGAGUCUAAAAAAUAAACCAACAUUAAAACAGCUCUGCUUUACAACAAUCCACAGCUAUCAAAGGGAGGAGCUAAUUUUUGCUUGCCUUUUUCACAUCACACAUUUUGCCUUUGCUAAGUGCAAAUAAAAAAUGCAGGUGUUGUACUAAUGGUUUUAAAUUUUUCAAAAUUGAGUUUAAACAUCAAAUCUAGGCUUUUAAUUCUUUCAGAAGUCAAUAAAUAAAUUGAUCAACAUAAUAAAUAAAUACAAUUCAAACAAAAAAAUCUUCUGGAGUAUUGCAUUCCCAUUGAGUACCUUUCAAUUUUCGAGGGACAGGAUUCAAAUUACUCAGAGGUACAAAAUAAUUUUCCAGUAAUGCCAUGAAGAGAUUUAUAGUAGAAGCAGUUUCCUAAUGACUAUUUUCCUUCCACAGUACAUUUUUAUAUGUGUUUUCAAAGACACAGAAAUGACAGUGAAAUGAGUAUUUCCUACACAAACUUCUACAGGUUCUUAAGUUUGAGAAUACAACGGGAAGCUGCAGUAAGGUAUCUGAGCCCUCUCAGGGGAGAGUACUUUGUCACACUGACUAGAAAAUAUUCAGAAUAGAGCAGAAGUUCAAUUCAUUAAAAAAAAAGUGACAAUACAAGGACUAGAAUAAUAUGUCAAUCAAAUGAUACAUAAAAAUAGUGAAGCUUAAACUUAAGAAAACAAAAAAGAAAUUUCAAGGCUGAAUUUCAAUUCAACUAAACACAGUUUUAUCCAUUCCUAAUUUCUUUACUCAGAGAACUUUGUAUUCAGGAUUUUCAGCCAGGGGUCCUAUGGACUACCUCUCUGGGACUCGGAAAAAGGUGAUGAAAGCAACAUGAGACUGUGUAGUGUCACCACUGGAUUCCACACCACACAGGAAAAAAAAAACCAACCGAAGAUCUGCAAGUAAAAUACUAAAGUCCAUUCAGGUCAGUUUAACUACUGCAGUAGUAAUUAAAUUUUAUAUUACAUAUGGGGAUUUCAAGGGUUCUCUGAAAAUGCAAUUAAAAUAUACUUGAAUUGUCAAAGCUCACUUGCAUUUUAUUCAUCUUUGGUUUUGAGGGGUGAGUGUUCUAACCUGCUGGCUGCAGCUUCUUUACCUUACAUUGAAUCUACGAUGAGUCACUGAGGCAACUAGACAUACUGCAAGGCUGGUUUUGAUGGAUGACUCAGAACUAAGAAUUAACAACCAUUGGAGGGAUAAGAGAAAAAACAGAAUUUUGAAAGGUCACAUAUUUCUAGAUAUAUUUUAAACUAAAACUUAACUCCUCCUAUGCCCUCAAAGGUCAUGGUGGGGAAAUAUUCUGGACUAAUGUUAGGAGGAAGUACAGUACAAUGGGUUGUCACACUAUAGUAUUUAGUGAUCAAUAGAUUGUUGUGCUUUUAGAAUUUUUUUAAUUACACUGUAUAGUAGCACAACAGCCAUGAUUAGUAAUUUACCAGCACUGCAUCUAAAAAAAAAAAAGGUAAAGAAAAGCAAACAUACCAAAAAACACUCUUAACUACUGAAAAACCAUGUAUCUCUCUGGUUCUAUAAAAAUUAAGACAAUACAGGUUGAAAAUUACUCUCAUUUAAAAUAUACUUUUGAAAAACAUUAUCAUCCUCAUUUGAAUUUAUUAAGCUCAGAAGAAUAAAAAAAAACUGUUUGGCAAUUGAUCAUCUUAGAAACAAGCUCUCUUUCUAUGAUUGUCCAAAUGAACACUAGGAAACUUUGGAAAAUGACACCUACUGAAUUCAUGAGCAAUCUUCGUGUUUAUCUUGUUUGUAUUUCACUGAGAGACUUUCUAAUUAGAAUAAUAAAAAUAAGAUAGAAAUCACCAGACUAGUGUAAAGUCAGACAUGUCCUCACUAUUGGGUGAACCUGAAAAUGGGAAAGCAACAGCCACAUCCAUCAGUAUGAGCUGGAGAGACCCCAGGGCCUCUGGGCUGAGCAGAAGGAAUUCCCAGGAGCUGUUGGAGGUGGUGGUUGCAUACAACACCCCAAAACAAAUAAUCAAGGAUCUUGCUCUGAAUUUUUUGUUCUGAAUAAAAGUGGCAAAUCUGUUUUUAAUUACCACAGAAUAUAUGAAAGAAAACUAAAGUGCAGUGCAAUAGGUCAAUUAGCACCAGCAAUUGAAUUCAGUAAUACCAAGUUCAGUAAUUUCACAUUUAAGAAAGACUUUUUUGCUUCAGUGAUAUAAGGGAAGUAUCUUUGAUGAAAAGACGUAGAAGUAAACAUGCUUACCAGAUGAAUGAGAUCUCUUUAGGAAAGAGCCAGUUUCAUGACUUGACUCUCAUCACUUUGGUAUAAUGAGAAAUGUUAUAUCUGUACAAUACUGCUGUAAAUGAACGUGAAAAUGUGAAUGUCAGCUGGAGAGAACUAUACAUACAUGCUAGGUACACUCAUGCUAGUUCACUGACUACACAGAGAAAGCAGAAUCCAAUGUAUUUAAUAAUGUUAAGUACAAAGAGAAUUGUGACCCUGAUUACAUUAUUAUUUAAAUAUUUUAAUCUGAAUAUGUCUUCUUGCAUGAUUUUUCUACAAUUAGAGAAGUUGAAUUUAGUAGGUGUAAUAAAAUGUUUCUCACUCAGAUUGAGUAAGAUUUUAUUACUUACAGUAUAUCAAAUUUCUUCCUCAAGCUUCUGUUAUCAGGUUUGUCCUGAGAAUCAAGCAUAUAGAUUGCACAUGUUUCAAAUAACUAGGAAAGACAAAAUUGCUAGGCCAACUUUAAGUUACAAGUAAUUUUAGUUUACUUGACAGUAAUAGCUCAAGGUAGAAAAGCAUGUAUCACUUGAUUUGAUCAUAAAAACGUGACUCCAUACUAAGCUUAUCUUCCAAAAUUCUGGAAAGUAUUGCUCUCUCAGAAAAGCCCUCUAUGCAGUUUCUCUACAAUGCACUUAUCCAGCAUGUAGAUUCAUUUUGCUUCUUCCAUGCCUAUAAAUAAAUAAUGAAAAAAACUAUUGCAUGAGGUGCUACAUGUCUGUAAGAGGUCACAUGCCCUUAAAGGUGGCCAAGUUCAUACUGGAAACUGCAAACUUGAUUUCACAGCGUAGUCUGGCAUCCAUUAACAGUGCAUUUAUUCAUGCUUCUGUGAGCCCAGAACCGUGGCCAUAAAUUUUAUAGGGCAGAUAUAAUCAAAAAGUCUUUGUAAGAGGCUACCCAAAGGAAAAACAAAGGAAGUUCUCUUUAUCUACAUAGUAUUUUCAGGCUUCCUUUGCUAUCUUUGAGAUUCUUGUACCAGACUAAUGACUGCAUUCAGCAGUCUGUGAGUUUGCUCACAGGAAGUGACUUUCAUAAGCCAGAUAUCUUCAUAUAUGAACAACUGCACAGCCUGGCAGAACACACAUGGGCCACUACAGUGUUUUCCUGAAUGUUCUCACUGCUACUGAAAGGUAAAAGCAGCUUAAUGUUACAGCUGCUUAAUGCAUUGUAACAUAGUCCAAGUAAAGAUCUCAAAAGCUUUUUGUUGGCUAGAGCAGCACUUACAAAAGCAGGCACCUCUUGUAUUGCUUUUAAUCCGAUAAUGGAAAUAAAACAGCGACCAAUGUGAAUACAACACAGCAGAUGAAAUAAUUCAAUUCCCUCAGUUGAAUUCACCUCCUUUCUUUGAAAGCAGGAAGUAGCAGUCUCCUCAUCUGAGAUAAGAUACAAAUCCCAUGCCUGCUGCAAUGAUAAGGGCUUAUUUUCUCUUUGAAUAACUUUUCAAUGAGACACGUUCAUGAGAUUAGGGAAAGAACAGCUGGAAAUAGUAUGUACAUUUUGUGGCUUGUUUACUCCUUUGAUCUUCCUUGGGGUUCUCUAUGAGUAACAGAGGCCACUUUCCUUAUGAGUAAAGGAUUAUGAAGAGCAGAUACAGCCAAGAUCAAACUUACAUUCCAGAAGUGUGUUACUUGGGGAACACUGUGUCAGCUGACCUUCCUAGGACACUUUGUAGGUUUUAAACACACCGAGAAGGCAGCCUCAAAAAUCUGAUAAUGAAUAUCCCUGUAUUAAAGGUUCAUCAGAUAAUUGUAUACUGAUAAAUUUUUAAAUUGCUUCUCUAGACAGGUACUUCAACACUUUGUAGUUACAGGACAGCAAGAAAUACCACUGUUUUGUGCAACAAAAUCAAUUAUUAAAACUUAAAUGAAAGUAGCUAAUGCUUUGUUCUAUUAUCAACCCAAAUAAGACUGAUACAUGUAUCAGUUUUACAUUCCCAGAAAGAAAAAGAAUAAUGGGUUAUGUAAAAACUCUCAAUGUAUUUUUCAUUUUAUCAGUCAGUGAAUGCAACAUUAGUGCCUAGUGUUUUACUGAAAAAAAGCAAUAGUAGUGACUUUCACUGAAAAAAAUACUUCACAUUGUUAAAUAGAACUCAUUGAAAUCUAAAGUUUUAACAGCAUCUAUUUCUAUUCCUGAAGCAUAUGACAUCAAGUAUAAGCUAUAAUUUUCAUUUAAAACCUAGGCAUAACAGAGAGAACUAGUGUAUCUGUUAAAAUAGAGUUUUGAUCUCAGGGUACUAAGUCCUUGGAGAGGAACAUGAAAAAUGGAUGAGGGAUCAGAGAAUUUAGUUCACAUACUUUUGUCACUGAAGUGACAGUCAAAGAUUAAUUUUGAGAACAGAAAUAUGAACUUCAUGGUCUCAGAUUAUGACAACCAACCUUGUUGAUGACACUUGAUUUCUUCUCCCUGUGGGCCAUUAGAGCUUGGUUCCGAAGGUUAGACGCUCUAAGCAGCUGUAAAGGUCUUUUUUAUGAAUUGAAAACUUUACAGGAUAUUCUAGUUAUUACUUAUACGAUAUUGAAAAUCAUCUAAGGCAAAAAGUAAAUACAAUUUUUUUAAGCCUGAAGGAAAAAAAUUGCUAUCUGUGCUUUUUCAUUUAAAAUACUUUGUACCUAAAUCUACCAUCAAUAAGGGCUCAUUACUCAGCAACAUGUUUAUUCUGUGUAUUUUUAUGCUGUAACCUACAACACUCACUGGCAGAUAUUAUUAAAAAAUAAAAAGUAAUAUAUAACUAAUACAAAAGAUCUAUGAAGUACUGACAAAGCAAAAAGUCAUAAAUUAAGGACAGGAGUAAAACUACCAAUUAUUGAUUAGAUUUCUGUAAUUCGUUCCACUUAUUUUGUGCAACUGCAUAUUUUGCAAUACUUGAUUCAAAUUAAUAUAAAAAUGAAAACUGUUACUAAUAAUGUUUUGGUCUCUUUUGAAAUACGUACUUAGCUGCAGUACUAUAAUGGAAGUUUCAAUAAAGGUUAAAAAACAACUAGUACCUGACAGUCAAACACACAUAAAACAGAAAUACAGAAGAAAAUCUGUAAUGAAAAUAAUAACAUUCCAAAUAAACACAGUAGUUGAAAAUGAAAACAGAGAAGUUUAAGAAAUUGCAAUUAAGAAACAGUAUCAAAACAUUUUUUUAAAAUCUUAUUUUAAAAUUAGUAAGAUGUGUCUCCAAGACAGUUGCAUUUGGAAGUGCACAAAAAUGUAUAAGGAUCUACUUCAACUAAAACAUUGUUCGAUCAGUCCAGAAGUUUCAUUUCCACAACUAAAUAGAUUCCCAAACAUUUGUUCUCUGACCCAUCUCCAUCCCUCAGCUCCAUCACCUUCAGAUAGCAUUCUUAGGCAGAUAAAAAGGAAAAAAAUAUUUUGUGUAGCAAAAGAAGAAGGUAGCAAUCAAACAAUACAAAAUAUUUAGGCAAUUUUUACUUCUCGCUACCAGCAAAAAUUAGACCACUUUAUUUUAGGAAGUACAUGGUUAUAUCUGUGAUCCUACACUUAUCUUCUAAAAAAUACCAGUAAACUUCCCAUAUCAUUAAUAUUUACUGUGUGAAGUUUAUGGCAAAAGGAUUUUUGUAUUAAUCUGUGCUGUCAUCCUUAAUACCUAGCAUAAGGGUGUAAAUGGCAGUGCUCAGCACAGCAGUGGCUGCCAUACAGGUGGUACUUGUAGGCACCAAGCUUCUGGCACAGAACUGGCUGCUCAGUCUCGUCAUUAAGAUGUGUGUCCCACUCCUCCCUGCUUCCCUCCACAUCCCAGCUCUGCAACCAUCCACCUUCUCCCUCGGGCUGCCUCUGGGGGCUCUCCCACUCACGCCUCCUCUUGCUCAGGUCCCAGAUGUACAGCUGCAAAUCCUCCUUCAUGCUGAAUCCUUACUGAGCUGACUCAACUUUGCUAAACCAUCAGAAAAGCAUUGCUUUUUUGUUUGUCAAUUAAACUUUCUGUCAUUUUAGCAAGCAGAUUCCAAGAAGCAUGAGAGCUGGCACAGUAGGGAAAAAAAUGGAUAAAUGCUGUCAGAAGCAGUGAAGAGAAAUUAUAAACUAGGAUAAAGCAGAACACUAGCUCUAUUCAAGAGCAGACUCUUAUACGAGGUCCUACCAUUGAGUGUCUAAAACUGAAGCAACAAAAUUGCAACGAGCUCAAUUACUUAGAAAUGAAUGUCUGAAAAGAGUAUUAAUUGCUAAUAUUUAAGAACUCAUUUGCUUUGAAACUAAGCAUAUUAUUUAGAUGGCAAUUUUUUCCUAAGAAAGCAUAGAGAAUAUUUACAAAGCUCAAGCUGUAACAUCAAAGCGCAAGUAAAAAAAUCGGCUUGCAGGUCUCUUGCAUGUGAUGAGGUCAGCAUAACACAACAGCAGCACUACUGGCAAUCACUUCUCUCUUUCUCAAACUUCUUCCUCAGUGUGAGAGAAAAGCAUUAACACAUGAAUAGACAGUGAAAUAGAUAUAAAUAUUUCAGAAUAUAUUUUUCUGACAAAAUUGGGUCAGAGUAGCCAUGGACUGGAAUUUGAAAAUGUCGAUCUAUGUUCAAGGAUGAAUGGGAGGAAAAAGGAAUUAAAAAACAUUGCAAGGAGAGCACUGUUGCAAAAAACGUUUAACAACAAUAGCUACUGAACUUAAAGAAAAUGCACCAUUUCCAUUAGCAAAGCAUUACGCAAACCAUUUUUACUACAUUCAGACAGUAAAUAAUGAUUUAUUUUCCCUAUGUAAUCUGAACAAAAAUAUCCAAUGGGUGAUCACAUUAAUUAAAGGAAAAAUCUAGCUCAGUAAUUUUAAGCAAAACAACUCAUCUGGCUCUAGUUACAGAAAUGUUGUGGUGUUGUGAUGUGAAUUCUGCUGAUGACGUAUGUUUUGUUUAAAGGACACUCAUGCCCUUUAGAAUGAAAAUGUAGUGUGUCUUUACCAAUAGAACUGUUAGGAAAAGUCCUCCUGGGUAGAGCCACUGAAUUUCUUUACAAAUCUGGAUUGCAUAGUCAUGGUUCUUACAAAGGCAUAGAUACACAGCUGUGGUAUCAGUCUGGUACUACAGAGAUCUAUUCUGUAGAAAGACAAAAUACCCAAACCUCCCUCUUGGUCUCCCUAAUGCUAAUCUUCAAUUCAAAGAAAAAAUCUUUUUCAUCCAUGAAAAAAUGUAUUUGCAUGUAAGUGCUUUUCUGGAAAAUUUCAGAUAAAUGCACAUAAAACUUUCAUUUUCAGGAUAUACACACAUGAUACAGAAAUGAAGCUAAUGUUUGUAAUUUGUUUUGCUUGUUAAUUCUCUAUUCUGCAAAAACUGCUUUUCCCUUUUCAAUUAAACUUGUCUCUCAACAGCUUUCUUGCCCCGCAGCUAACUUGAGAAAAAGUUAACUCCUAUCAAAAAUCAACAUUGUUGCAGCAUUCCCUAGCUUUUCACUUCAAAAUACAGAAAAGGUCAUAUAAAAAUGACUGGAACUUGCACAGAAAUUAUUUUUAAAAUUAUGCAUCUGAAGAAGCAAAACUUCCUGUCCUAACAGAAGUUGCAUACCUACAGAUAUAUCACAUACAUAAUUAAAGCACAGGACAAACUUCCUGACAUAUAUGAACACAUCAAACCUGUUAAAAUCAGUACAUCCUGAAACAUAAAAGGAAGUACAUCAAUUUUAAGAACAGCAUGCCUACAGCAUCUUUUCUCAUAAAUAGUUUUCUAUUUGUUACACUAAACACACUGGAAAGAAAAACUUAAUACCUUUUCAAACAACUUAAUUAAGUUUUCAUAAAAAGUUUGCUAUGAAGAACUCUCUCUGAAAAGGGGAAUAUUUCUAAAGCAAAGUCUGUAUUAACCAAAUGAUCAUAGUUAUGAACCAAAUCACAGUAAUUUGGAAUGACUGUGAGCUUCUCUUCAAUAAUUAAUUUCUUUACCCAAACUAAAACAUCAGCAAAUAUGCAUCCAGAGCAUGAAAAUCAGAUAGCUCAGAGACCCUUUUCCAUACAUAUGUGCAGUAAGCAUUGUGUGAUCAUACAAACCCUGUCCACAGAAUGAAAAAGCCGGUUUACCCUGUAAACCAAAACCACAUAAGUAAAACUCAGGACUCAAAUUAAACUACCAUUUAAUUUGGCUUUUAUUAAAGUAACUUUUAUUUCCUCUGAUUUAAGCCUUAGAUUAAAAUAAACAACCAAGAUUCAAUAUCUAUAGUCAAAAUUAAGGUGAAGCAGUGCACAGACAAGAAUAUAAUAGCAAAGCAAUAACAACACUUAGACUCAUCGUGGGGCUCCACAUAUUUUGUUUGCUCACAUGGUUUAUGGAGUGCAACUGGCUCACACUUGGACCUCUUGGAAUAAGUCUCUGGGCAACAACACAUGCCCAGGUGUCACCACCUGCCUUUCGUUCAUUUUGCUUUAUUGAGAUCUCUACAGUUUAUGUUUCCUACUUGUCAUAAAUAAGGAAGUACAGUGUGCUAGUACUUCACAAGAAGCAUCGCUUGUGAAGUUGCAAGACUUGAGACUCCUGAAAAUACUCAAUAUUAUUUUUAUGAACACUUCAUAGAUAAGUAUUUUUACUUUCAAAUCUUAUGGGUUAAAUUUAAGAUUUAAACUGAUAUCCAGAAAAAAAGAUGAAAACUUAGAUACUUUGAGAAAUACAAGGUGAAUAAUUUUUGUAUCAAGAGAAACCAUGGCACUUCAUAUAAUUCAGUGAAGUACAGUGUCUUCCUAGUCCAUUAAAUUUCAGCAGCCUUUUAAUAAUUGAACAUUUUUCUAAAUAGCAUGAAGCUGAAUGAUUAAAAAAGGUCUUUCAUUUUAAUAAGAAAUUAAUCUAUUUUUUUAAUGAGGGUUAACCAGGCUGGUUUUUUAGUACCAAGGAGGCUCACGGAAGAAGGCAAUUAUUAAACAGCUCUAACUAUCUAUAUGUAGGCUGGCACAAACACUUAUUCUAAAAUGAUGACAUAUUCUCAAAACACUUUACCCUGAAGUAUUCCACUUCUAUAGUACAAAUACUCUACAUCUGGAAAAUCCUUAUUAAAAUACUAUGUUUUUUAGCAUCUAAGUUAAAUUGCAUAAUAGCAUCUAUGUUGCUGCAGAAGUAACAUGGCUAUGCAUGGAUAAAGCUAUUUAUAACUGAAAACUCCUGUUAAGUGCUUGUGCUGUCACACAGCAGUCUUGCCCUAAUACUUAAAAAGCCUCCCUAAUGAAGUCUAUGUUACAAGGCCAACUAGCUCUUCAAAUACCAGAAGCUUUAUAAAAUAUUCGCUAAGGACAGCAAUCUUUCUGUAUUGUAUCCCUUUUUUAGCGUGUUUCAUGUCUAAAGGUCCACUGGCCUCACUGACCACAAUCAUGACUUCAAGGGCAUAAUUUCAAUAACUGAACAGGUGUUCACUGACUGACUGACAUCCAAAACAAAACCUCCAUGGAGACUGAGUCUCUCUCUUCAAAGGAAUCAAUCACAACUGGCUAUACAGCACUAGUUUAAAUUCUAAUUCCUACUAAACAAAGGGUAGAGGUGAGAGAUCAUCUCUGAGGUCAAAUUUCUCAAAAGAAAAUGCAAAAAAAGGAUGUCAAGUUCAUUUCGUCCAAUAAGGGAUAGACAUUACAAACUUGUUUCAUUACUAAAGAAGACUGAAAAUGUGCUGCCCACUUCUAAGUAAACCCUGUGUUUCAGCUUUUCAGAUUUUUCUCUCUUCAUAAAUCCUAGACAGCACAUUUCACUUUUGCUACAGUAACAUUAAUUUCUUGAGUGAUUUCCUGUUGUACUAACUGCAUUUUCAAACACAAAUUAUCAACUGUACUCUGCCUGGAAUAACUCUCUUCAGUUUCAACCACAAGAAUAAUUCUGUUGUUUCCUCUACACUGACACUGGCGCAUUCCUUUGUCUCCCAAAGAAAUGUAGCCUACACUUGCCAAGAGUCCAUGCAUCAAUAUAUGCAUAAAUACAUCAACAUUAAAAUAAAAAACACCCACAGUUACCUAUAUCUGAAUUGAAAAGCCCUCAAUCAGAACUUGAGCCGGACAACCAUUAAGUGCUUCUGUUUUCCUGAAUGAUGUAAUAGCUAAGUCAGAAUGAUAGUUAACUAUCAAAUUAUAACUGAUCACACAAAAAUAAAACAAUAAACCUACCAGAAAAUGCAUUUAAAAACCAUUUUGAGAUAUAUUUAUUUACUUAUAAGACUAAUUCCUAAUGAAAUAUGAUUUAUGAAAUAUACCAUUUGUGUAUCUACCCAUAAUUUUUGAUCUAUGUAGCAAAUUCUAAUUUAAUGUAACACCAGGUGAAGCUUUUGAACAUACAAAGGUCCACAUUUUGUGACCCAAACUCACCAGAUAAAGAUGAGCCCUUGAAUGUGUUUAUCAAAGGAAUAAAUAAGAACACGUUCUCUUAUUCAUUUAAAAAAAUGCAGCAACCAGCAGAGCAAUUAGCAAAUCUGUAAGUAUAAACCAGCAACAACAUAGAGUGACAACUGUCCAGAGAAGUGUACAUGUAAACAACCUGUAAAGAAAAUAAACUUAGUCAUUUCCCUGCCCAUGGGAAAACCUAUUUUUAAGAAGAACUUUCAGAAAAGUUUUGUUUGUUUUCAGGGUAUUAUGUCAUAGGAUUAUUAAAAUUUUUCACUGCCACUGUCAAAUCUAGGACUGACUACACAGUCUUACCCGGAUUCAUGUUCAUAAACUUCCAAACUGAAAUCAUUAAGAUAUGAAAGAAAGAAGGCUAUAUAGCCUUCACCAAAUUUUAAUUCAAAUCACAGGGAAACAACACUUUAAUUCCCAUUUACUUUCUACUUUAGUUUUUAUACACUGUGUUUCCUAGUUACAAGCUGAGGUUGGUAGUAAAUUCAGUAUAAUACAUUUCUGAAUGCCUGGUUUAUAAGGUCUUCAGAAAAAGGAAUUUACCUUCCAAUGAAUCCUACUGUGAAGAAUAUGGAUGCUUUUAUAAAAUAAAUAAUGAAUAAAAUAUGGUGAGGACAGCUAGAAAAUGUGCUAUACCUGACUGAUUUACAGGUCAUACCUGACUGGCUAAUGACUCUCUUCUACCUGUUUCAGAUACUUUUACUAUCAAGGUUUUUUGACAUAUGUAAUCUAUUCCUCAACAUCCAAAUGAAGAAACAGAUUAUCAGGGAAAAAGACAGAGAAUGGAAACAAGAUGAAAGACAACCUCAGAAAAACUCACACUUCCAUUAAUUAUGCACAAGUACUUAGAUAAGAGAGAGCAGAAAAUAGUGCAAUGAAUUUAAAACUACACAAAUAAAUCAAGGGAAACAAACAGCCUCUACUUCAGUGGAAUUUUACCCUUACAGUGGCCUUACAAAAACCAAAGAAAUGCUUACAAAACAGGGCAUAACCUACUAUGAAUCAAGGUGGCAGAAUCUAUCCAUUAAUCUAUAAUGAUAUUUAAAGGACUAUUUGUACUACUGCACCUAGUAAACCAGUUUUUAAAAUAAAUUAUAUAAACAAAUUAGUGGCAUGGAUUUUUUCUUCAGCUUAUAAAAGAGAUGGAGGAAAUAGCCCUGCUUCUUUCUGCUAUUACCAUCAUUAACAUUGAAGUUUUUGGCUGGAAAAGAGUGUUUAAGCUUAAAUCUCUCUACCUUAGUCUUUAAAAUGAGCCUCUGAUAUACAGACCAUGUUAGCAGUAAAAAAUUAAAUAUAUUAUCAGUGAAUUUCACUGAUGCUCAGUUAGACACAUACAAAAUACCAAGUUUGGGUAAUACAAAUUCACCAGAAAACAUUUUUAAAAGAACACAUUAGCACAGACAAGGCUUGUUCUAUCUGUGUCUUUAGGAUAAAGUCACUCAUAAAUAUAAUCAGCCAUGUAAAUGCGUUCAAAAACCUCAAGAUAAAGCUAACAUUAAAAAUUAAUAUCAAAACUACAACAAGAACUUCCUAUUUCUCCAAUUCCAUUAAGAUCAAAAAUUCAGUCAAGUGUUUACCUGAACACAAAUGAGAAUACUGAAAAAGAACUGAGGAACUAGAGGAAAGAAAGACACCUUUAUGUUCACAUCAGCCUUUCCCCUGCCUUCAGGCCAACUGCUCUUCACUCUGCUGACUUGGCAUCUUUUAAAGCCACAUUCUGUCUUUCACUGUUGAAAACCACUGGAGACAGCAGUUUGGGACCUCUUAAGAACUGCACAGUAAGGAACUAAAUAAAAGCUAAAUUCAACUCAAGCUACUAUUUCUGAGGGGUUUUUAUCUUAUUGCUUUUAUUAAAUAGGGUUAAUAUUUUGUUCUUUUAGAAAAUAUGCACCAUUUUCCUAAGCAAACCUCCUCAAAAUUUAAUAUGAUAAUAAUAGUAUAUUGAUAUAGGAUUAGUAGUAAGCAAUCCUUUUGUUUGUAAUUGAAUAAACAACAGCAAUUAAAGAACAGCAGAUGUCAAUACUUGCAUAGAUAGCCAUAAAGCUCCAAAUCAAUACCUGCUUCCAGUUCCAUUUAUGAAGACACACUCUCAUUCCCUAAUGGCUACUUAAAGUGAUACAAGAGGAAAUACUUGCCAUUUUUGUAGCAAGUUUACACGAUUUGACUUUUUAAUACCAAAUUACUUUAUGAAUGAAAGAUAUUCAAAAAGAAUAAUGAAAUAUUAUUCAAGUUUUUGAGAUUGAAAGUUACAUAGUCUUUUAGGCACAUUUUUAAGUAGUCCAUGCUCCUGGGGAAGGAGAUGCUUCCCUGUAGUGUCUUCUCCCACUGGGGUGACAAGCAGUGGAAGCCCACUGUUUUUCUACUGGUGUCACCUUAAGAAUGUAGAGUUUAAACCAGAUUUACUGAAGCAGAGAAAUAACUGGAAUACAUUAAAAAAGUAAAGAUUGAUAUUUGGGUUCAAGUGUAAGAGGUUUUUUCUCUUUAGUAAGGCAGUUAUUUGUGAUAUGCCAAAAAUCAGAAUGAUGGUAGGUAGCUCUUAAAGAAGUUACCAGAUUUAGACACAGUUCAUGUAUUAUACACAUAAUCUUCCAGAAAGGAGUGAAGGAACUUUAUUAAAGCAACUACCUCACAAAGAGGCAUUUUAAACUUUAAUGUAUACAUUAAUAUACAUUACAGUUUUCAGUGCUAACAUCAUGCCGACAUUGGCUUUUUUUUCUACUCUUAAAAAGUUAAAGAGAUAAGGUUAAAUCUUACCCGAAAACAUUUUCCAUUAAUGAACAUGUUUGAGAAAAUGCCACUACGGCAUUACUCUUCCAACACCUGAUAGUCCAAGACGUACUUGCUUCAGAAAUUACUGUAAAAUGGCACACUGGUAACAAGUAUCAGUCAACAUUAUGGAAAUUAUAAAAUGGCUACCAAUAUUAAGAUGUACAGAAAAAAAAUACUUUAAGAAAACCCAAUGCAGUGCAUUGAAGUCUCAUUUAAAAACUCUAGACUGCUCAAGUUACAAUCAUUCUAUUAAUAUACCCUCAACUGACAUUAAAGAAUUUUUUCAACUUAUUUCCAUUUUUGCCUGUUUGACUCAGGUACACAAUUUACAAAUCAAGUAUUAAGCCUUUCUUUUUGAGGAGAAGAGACAAGAUAGAGGGAGUAUGACUACUCUUGUGUUCAUCUAUUCAAUGACAAUCUCUUAAUUCCAUUUCCUACUUCCAUGACCGUUCACGGGGAAAUUUUAAAAUCAGGCAGUUAAAUAUAUAUUAACCUGCAUUAAAAUCAGGCAGUUAAAUAUAUAUUAACCUGCAUUCUUUACCCCAUCAUUCCACUUGGUUGAAAGCUAACAGAUACCAUGGUGACAGACACCACAGAAAUACUUAAAAUACUGUGUGUCAUUCUGUAGUGGUCCUGACACCAACAUCAUACUGUGUUCAAGUUAGAGGGGAAAUGGCAAAGACUACCAUCAUUGGAAAAGGUCAUGAUGACAGUUUAUGGUAAGUCAUUCAGCUGUUUCAUAGCAACUAGUAAAGAAUCUUACUUUCUAAAAAAGGGGAAAAAAUCAAAACUACUCGGAAAGACUCAUACAUAUAUAGUGGAAUGGCUUAUUCUUCCAUAUGAAAUUAAUAAAUUAUGCAUAACCACUUCUAAAUCUCCUAGAAUGAUAAGUCAUUUAACCCUUAACAGCUAGAGGCAGAGAAAUACAAUCAUGAAUUUUGAUCAUGUAUCUCCGCACUAAAGCUCAAAGAGUGAAGACAGAAGAAUGAGCUAAUACCUUCCAUGUAUGUAAUGUAUGUGUGGCAAAGUACUGGUAACCAAGCAACAGGCAGGAAACGUGUCAGAAAGGAAAAGCAUAUUUACAGUCCUAACAGACUCUCAUUUAUACACAAUUAUAGAUACCAGUUACAAGAGGAGAGGAUCAGACUGCACCAACCUUUUCUUUUUUAUUCUUCCAUUUUGCUCUACUACAGAUAUUGCCUGGGUUUUAAUUGGAUUAAUCUCACAUGCAAUUCAUACCAGAACAAGCAACUUGCCUAAAUUCUGCAUGAAUAGAUGCAGAAAUAGAGAAUGCAUCCUGAACUUACCUCCUACUUGUUUGGGUUUGUAUUUUAUUAGGAUUCUGUGUUAGUACUUCAUGUGAAUUAUUCACUUUUUCCGUAUAAUCAGCAGAAGACUCAGGAAAAAGAAAAUAUAUAUCAUUAGACAAAGAUAAAUAUAUUGUGUAUAUAUAUAUAUUCAGCAUGAUUUCUCAUGCAAAGACAAUUCUUCACAUACACACACACCUGCUUAGAGAAUUUUAUCUUUAACCUUGAAGUUAUUGAGACUUAGUCCAAAGUGCACAAGUUUAUUAAAUCCCCAAAUGGAGAAAUUCCAUUUUUUUUGUUAAUUCAUUUGUCCCUUUUAAACAUACAAAUGGCAAAUAGGAAGGUUGCCAUACAUAGUCACAUUUAAGCAUUUCUGGGAACACAAGUAUAGCAGAAACAAUGUCUAUCAAAGUUUUUUCAAACUAAAGCAUUUUAAAAACUCAAGGGAGUAGAGUAAGUAAUGAAGCAUUAAAUACAUUUUUACUCUUAUGUUCCCCUUUUAGUUAGUAUUUAUUGAAACACAACCAUUAAUGCCUGUAUUUCAAGCAAGCUGUGGAAGCAGUAGUGACCCUGGUCCUCAUUACAGCUGAAAGAUACUUGCCAAAUGCACCAGAACGCAUACACACAAUAAGACACAGGUCUUUUGGUUUGAGUUAUGGUUGGAGCCAUGAGGAAGAAGAGAGAUCUUUUCAGGGUAGAUUUCUUCUUCAGAGACAAACUCAAUGAAUUUUCAUUCUUACAUAGAAUAUAUUCUAUUUUUGAUACAAAUAUAAGUGCUAAAUCUAAAGUAAAUCACUUAAAUGGACACAACUGACAAGAGGUAUUGCUCCUAAUUUCUAAUAAAAAUUUCAAUACAUUAUUAUUAUUUAUAGCUUUGUAACAAAAAUUUAAAAAUAUGAUAAUCACACAGUCAUCUAGAAGUCCAGUAUAUAAUUUGAUUUUAUUUGAUCACCAUGAUACUUGUACUCUUUAUUACAAUCAAGAGUACAAUUUAAAUCAUGCUCACUGCAUUACAGGUUAUUAACUCAAAGAAGAUUUAAUAAAAUGACAAUAUAACCAAUCUGAGACUGAAAUAAGUCUUUAAAAAGUAGACCAUGAAGAGAAACAGUGAAGAAAUAUAAUUGGUCAUUUCUAGGAUUGCCAGUUGCCUCAGACAUUUCUUCUUUCAACUUUCCGUGAUACAGUAAUAUUUUAUAUGCCACAAGAAAAGAACACUAUUUUGAGAAAAUUGAUUAUCAAGUCCAACUUUUGACUGAUCACCACUUUGUCAACUAGACCACAGCACUAAGUGCCAUGUCCAGUCAUUUCUUGAACACUACCUCCCUGGGCAGUCUGUUCCAAUGCUUAACAACCCCUUUCAUGAAGAAACUCUUCCUGGUGUCUAAACAUCUAACAUACAAAGAUAGUCAAACAUACCAAGACUAGAUCCCCUAUUUAAUAUUGGUUUUUUUACAACAUAAGAAUGGUUGCACUUAUUCAGACUCAUGGUCAAUCACACUGUAUCUCACCUCCAUGACUUGUGACAAAUAGCUGCCUAAGGCAAAGUGAAACAAUAGAGGAAGGAUACUCCCUCCUCCCUAAUAUUACUUCAACUACAUGGAAAUUUGAAAUAGAUAAUAUUUCCAGAAUUCUCUAAUAAAACCCACUUCCAAGUGCUGUUAAAAAUAUGUUAGCUAUCCAGUCAGAGAGGAUCUAUUUAGUGUGAACUUAUGCAAAAAAGAAGAUAUUCAAAGCAUUCAUUUUCCUGCUUUCACCUGUUAGCAACUUUCCUCCCUGCUCAGCAGCAGGGCAAUUGCUUUUCUCAUUUUAUUCAAAAACCAACAACACAAGUAGUAGCAGAGAUAAUUAGAAAAUAAUGUCAUCUUCAAUUACUAUUAUGGUAAAUCCUUGGUGUGCUUCCACUGCUUCUUUUUACCACAGCAGACUCUUAUUCUGUUCCUUGAUGACACCAGAAUCAUCUAAUUGCUUUGACCCUUAUCAGAAGUAUCAAACAGACAUGUAAAGUGUUAACAAAUUGCUGGGUAAUCUCUUUCCCAGGCCAAAUUCAGAUUUUCUGUAGUGUGGUUCCGUUGUUUUUUUGGUUUUUUUUUUAGUUUGAAGUGUCCAUUUUCUUUUUCUUUUUUUUCUCCAAUCUUAACUCUCUCAGUUUUCCCAUGUUUUCCACCAAAAUGACAGUUAUGGAUCAGUAAAACAAAAAAGGGAAGAGCAGAAUAAUUACAGCAAAGACCCUCUGUCAUCUGAUUUUUCAUCAGGAUAAACAGAAUUACCAUAAAUGUCUACCUGGACAAUAAAUUAAUCCAUUCGAUAUGAAAUGACACAACCCCAAUGAAAUAAUAUUUUACAAUAUAAUAGACGCGAUUUAUGACAGCUCACUUUUCUGUGUCGAGUGCCAGCGCUUCUAAGAGAUUUAUUUAAUCAUAAAUGUUGAAAAAAUUCCACGCCAAACUCACCAAAAAAGUAUAAAUACAUAUUAUAUCUAGUUACACUUUGUUAGAACAGUGUGUUCCAAUAAGGGCUUUAGUAAAACAAAAUUAUACAACUUGCAGUAUCAUUUAAAGCAUUUAUAAUUUCUAGUGCACUGAAGUUGCCAAGAAACCCUGAGAAGCAGAUGGGCAUUACUGCUGUUAAAAUGCAAUCAGUUACACCAGAAAAGAAUUGUGCCUUUCAUACUUACAGAAGAAAUAUUACAGUUUCCUAUAAUUUAAUUUCUUAUUUUUAUUAACAAAUAGUAUAGAUGAACUGAUUUUUUUAAAAUCUGGUUUCCUUAGUAGAUUCCACUAGUGGCAUCACCAUUUCUAUUUAAGAACAUCAUAAAAAAAAAAAAAAAUCACUAUCUAGGCAACAUCUCUUUCAAAGAAUUCCCAGCAGCAAGCCGCCUGAAACUCUACCACUAAAGUUUUUGUAACUGAAUGCCAUAAAACAAAGCUUCAUUAAAAUCUUGAUUUGUUUAAAAAGUAGAAAAACCCUGCAGCUUCAAGACAAGGAAUAAAUUCUAAAUUCUACAUUUACUUUCAACUUUCAAUACCUUUCUCCUUUAUAUUCCAUUAUUUUCAUAAAAUACUGCCCAUUAAAAUCAUAUCCAUUACUAUCAAUAAAUAUCAUCAUUCAUCACUAUUCACUAGAGAAGCAGCCCUCACAUUCACUACAAGGCUAUAGUAUUAUAAAAGUAUAAACUAUAAAAUUUACAUGAAAUAUUAUUUCAAAGUCACUAUAAGUAACACAAAACUAAGACUUACCUGAGACUAACCUCCUAUAUUUGAUUACUCCAAUGUAAUUUUUCUGAACAUUUGUCUCACCAAAGAAAGAACACUACCUCAAGAACAUCCAAUAAAAGACUUCCAAAUGGGCAUAUAUAGUUUCCACUCUUUAACAGACAUAAUUUAACAUUUUUGAAUGUAUUUUUGUAUAGGUGGAUUACCUCAAAAUGCUCAAUAAAUUUUGAAGUUGUCCUAUCAGCAUGGUCCGCAUAGAAGAUUACAGUGAAUUGGAACACAUAUAGAAGAAAUGAAAUGUCUAAAUCAACAUGUUUGACAUACUUUUAUAAUGAGCCUCAUUACAAUUACACAACUAUUUUCUGUUAUACUAGCAGAAUAUUCAUCACCUCUUUUAUUUUCAGAAGUAGAUCACCUGAUUAAAAGAAACCAUGUUUUAUAACAGAGGGUCCAUUUUGUACUCAGCCACCCACAUUUGGACCAGUUUCAAAGUCAAGAUUGUUAAUCAAGGUGUUUCUACAGAUAGCAGCAUUUCUUUGGCUGUUGGAGGUAAAUGUCAUCUUUAAUUCAUUAAACAAACAGCACUUCUUUUCUCCUAGGCAGAAAAUGCUGUCAGCCAUAUAAUUUUCAAGAUAUUUUUUAAUAGAUUUAAGACAUUUUUUGCAGCAGUUUUUACUGAGAUAACAGGAAACUGGAUGAUGAAAAAGGAAGUCUCUGAAGCAUGAAUAUCUAUCCAUACACUCAAUGAAUGAUAUUUUUUAAAAAAAAGAAGAAAAAAAAGGGCACUGAACUGUCUGUAAACUGUCCCAACUAAUAAACAAAAUAGUCUCAAAUAUUUUUAGAAUCUCACUGAUUGAUAAAGUGCAUGAAAUUUCUCUCAUUAUUAAUUGUUCCUAAAGCUACUGAAAAGCAUGCAGCUGUUUCACAGAUCCCAUUUGCUUCUAGAAGGUAAUUUUUUACACAUCCUGGACCAGUCAAAUAAGAGCUAAAGCACCCAGAUAAAAGUUAAUUUCUGUAUUCUAAGACUUAUUUUCUUAUUUUUAUGUCUUUCUGUUAAACAUGAUACUGCAACACUGUUGCAAAAUGUGGACUAUGUAAAAAUCUUUUUAAGAAAGGAUGUUCUUUGAUUUUUGAUUUUUUUAUGCUUUCAAGCCUAAUCAACAAGAAGGGAGAUUUAUUAUUCCGUGAAACAGAGAGCAGCUAACAAGCAAGCUCCAAGUGACAUCCAUGAGUUAGAAACACAAAUUACUUGUUGGUAGAAUUGCCUUGUUAAGGUACCAAGCUGGACAUGCUUCAGCAAUCUCAGACCUAGCGGGAGGCUAACAAGGCUUGGGAAGUAGGAUGCCCACUGAAAGUGGACACAAAGAAUGCAGAAUUUAUAGACCACCUGGCAGAGCUCCCAAGGUAAGGAAGAAGCGAAUAAACCCAACCCAGCAACUGUGCUGAAAUGGGCUCCAACUGCCUAAAUGGUAAUUCCAGCAGGGGGGAUUGUGACCACUGGAACAAGAAACACACCAACUCAAAAAAAGAGAAAGCCUGAGCAUGUGGAGUAAUCAGCAUGGGGAAUGAGAGAAUCAUUAACCAACAUAAGAUAGAAUACUAAUAAAUUAGAAAACUAUGCAAUUUGUAGCUAAUGAACACUAAUUCCCUUGUUUGCUAAAAUGUACAAAUAGUAAAAAUUUUUGAUAGUUGAUCAUUGGCUGGCUGCACAUAAGAAACAACUGUGAUUUUUGGAGACAAUACCCUUCCCACUCUCCACUCCCUGCAGAGGAAAGGGAAAAAUGGUCCUUGAUGACUAUUCCCAAAAAAUGAAUUAAAAUUGUAGAAAACAGGUGACAGGGAAGAUAUGCUAUUCCUCAAGAGGCAGGUGAAAAAAAUCUCCUACAAAGACAAAGGACAGAACAACAAAGCUUCACUCUGCAUACCCAGCCUAUUCCAUCUGAGGAUAGAUUUCAGGGAACACCAUUCAAAUACCCAGCAGGAAGCAAUGCCUGACUUUUCUGAAGAUACUCAAAGUUUCUGGAUGAACAAAACCACAGCUUAACUUCCUGUUUCUUCCCAUCUCACAAGUAGUCAUGUCUCCAUAAGAGAGAUUUUAACUGCAUAGAUGUAUUAUUUUGCAAGCAUUGAAUUUUAAUGUUCAUCUCUAUUUUGAAGUGGCAAUCAAUAAGACAGUUUUUUCCCAAAAAGCAGUUCUCUGAAGUAUACCAGAAUCAAAGGCAGAAGUUGUAUGCAUUAGGCACAACAAUGGGAAUGGGCAAUUCUGUUCACUGAUGAUGCAGACAUCUAUCUGUACCUGCUCAUGUGAGACACAUGUUGUCCUGCAGGUACCACAGCUGCAAGAUUGUGCCUGAGGCUUCCUCUGUGCUUCUGCACAGCCCUGUUGCCUCUCACCCAGCUCUUGAUGGCCAUGCCUCUCUGGUCUGCAAAUCUUUCCUCUUCUACCCAAGCACGCUUUCUGUCAGCACGUGAGCUGACAGAAGGGUACUGUGACAGGAGUCUUUUGCUGUCAUUAUGCAGGAUUCCUGCAGUGUGGCAGGAGACCAUGUGACAAAUCACAGAAGCAUGAGUCUUGUGCUCCCCUCUGAGACUUGACGUCUUUGUGAUUGGAAAAAAAGACAGAGAUUCCUUAACAAAGCUGAAUAAGGCAUAAAGCAUGAUACUCAUAAUCCAGCUGACAAAUGCAUUCAUACAUUGAGUCACUCAAAAAAGCACAUAAUGAAAAAACAAAGUAUAUAUUUGCAUAGUCCACAGCUGAAUGGAAAUGGAAAAUAAUUGCAUUAAAGUAUAUUUAAAUAACCAGAUAAUUAUUAAAAGUUAUUGGGUCUUCCCUACUGUACAUUCCUAAUCCAGAGGAAGAAAGAAGCAUUGGACACCAAGGUGUAAAGGUACACUUUUUGACCUGUAGUUUCAGUGGCAAAACCAGAAUUGCAUGCCAAAUAGGUGUGUGAAGAUGCUAUCUGCAUCACCCCAGCACUACUCAGCAAGAGGCUAAUUCUCUCCUAGGACAUUUUUACUUGACAAACUUUCAAAAAUGCAAUUUAAGAAAUUGUAACGGAGCAUAAUUAAAACACUCAGCAUGCAAACAGAUAUGCAUUGCAUUGCAUUGAGAUUAGUUUAUCCUGAAAAUACAACAUCCUUGAAAUUCUAAAAGAAACAUGAGGUCUCAAAAUACAAUCUUCCUCAAAAUUCUAAAAUUUUAAAAUGAAAUGAAAGAGAGUUAAGUGGAAUCUGUCACAAAUAGUUAUAAAGGUUUUUCCCCCAUUUGCCAAUGAUGCUGGAGUGAAUCCUCAGGAUAGGAAAAAACCCUCAACCAAACACCAAAACCAACCAGAACAUCCUCCUUCUGAGACACAAUCCCAGUCCCUGCUCCACAAGUGAGCAGAGAAACUUCAGUUCCCAGGAUUCUUCAGUUGAAUAGUGAAGUGCUGACUAAAAUGCAAAAGAAUGAAUCUCAGAAAAGAAUGCCCCUACAUCUAUAAAAAACCAGCAAAAUAAUGCAGUUAUGAUAGAGAGACAUUUGUAAGUUUCUCAUCUUUCCUGAUUUUUUUGGAGUGCACACCUUCCAGUGUGCUCUCUCAGUGGAACCUGAUUCAUUGAUAUUCCCCUUCCAAAAGGGAGCUGGAUUCCUUUCUGCUUUAGACUUCCUUACCUAUUGUUAGAACCAGCUUUUAAGCAGCCUGCGACAGUGAAUUCAUUACUUCAUUAAUUCUUAGUCCUGGCAAAGGCUCCAGUAGAUGCUUUCAAACAAGUAAAAUGAUAGGAUUAAAUGCAUAAACCAUAAAAGGUUACUUAAUUGACUGGACAGUAACAGAGAAUUUGGAAAAGCAAACUAAAUUCCAGUAUCUUUACUAUAAUGAAUUCAUUACUUAAUGGGCUAGAUCUUAAACUAUACCACUGCAGUAGUCCUUAAUUGUGUCCUAAUUGUUAGGCAAGUUCAAAUUAUAUUUUUGUGUACAGAUUUCACUUGAAAAAAGCUUAUAAAAUGAGUCUUUAGAAAAACCUGCAUACAAUCUGAAAGAAGGAAAAAAGUACUUCCUUUUCCUGAAUAAAACAUGUAUGAAAGCAGCAAUACAGCAGGAAGAUUACUGAGGUUUUCUACCUCUCCUGGAAGAGUUCAGAGAUCAUUCCUCUCUUACUGGGAAACUAGCAAGUUUUGUGUCUUUUGUGGGAUGGCUCUGCCCUUCUGCAGAAUACAAACAUCAAACUCAUUUGUCACAUCACAAGACAGAGAAUGAAGCACACAAGAUCAUUAUGAAACCACCUGAAUUACAGGCAUGUGUUCUUCAGACACAUGACUAUCUGCUGGGUGACGUCUACACAUAUGGCUCACAAACAAUAUUAGUUAACCUAGGAAAAAACUUACAGGAAACUAAUAACCUUUCAGAUAAAUCUGAAACUUAAAAUUUGAACCUUAGUUCAACUAAAGGCUGACCGAUAGAAUUUCAGUGAAAUUAACAUUUAUCUAUUAGAAAAAAAGGACACAAUAUUUUACAUCAGUGAAUGUCCAAAAAGCUUUUUCAAUUUCAGUAAUUUUGCAACCACAUAAUAAUUUUUAAGGGAACUGUUUUCAAAAUUAUAUAAGACAUGAAGUAAGAAGAAAGAGGACCUAUUGCUGAUUGCUUUAUGGAAACAAGCUGUACCUAGGCAUUUACAGAUAAUAGCUUAUACAAUUUGCAAACCAUGGGCUUUAAUAAAAAUACAAAUACUGAUCUGUACUUCCAUUUAAAUCUUCCCUUCAUAAACAUAUACUUCCCCUACCUAAACUCUAAUAUAUUGAAGAUCAACAUAGCACGUGUUUGGAAAAAAGAAAAGCUUUUGCAACAACUUAUCCCAACAAUCCAGACAAUAUUAAUACUAUUAGUUUUAUACUGCUGUUCUGAGAUGCAACUGACAUCAAACCUUAUUUUUCACCCUGUCACUGAAAAAAAGGGAGAUCUUUCAGAGGAUUUCUAGCAAAACCUUUUAACUAAGAUAAGUUCAACAGCUCCAGAGAACUGUGUUACCAAUUUCAAAGUAAAUGUAGACAGACUACAGUUUACCCAAAGCCUGCAACAUUAAAGAACUCCUUUCCAUGAUUCCUCUCAUCUGAAGUGUACUAUUGAAGAACAGCAUCAAGCUAAUAUCAAGAUAGGAUUGUGUUCAGAUAUUUACCCCUAUGAAGAGCUGCAGAGAUGAGACAGAGUAACUUCUCACAGCUAUGAAGUCUGCAAAGGAUGCAAAAUUUUCCAUUAAUUCUUACUUAUCACAGAAAGGACAAUAUCUUUUACAAUGAGAAUCACGACAGGACACAGAAUCUAGAAAGCAACAAACCCUUCAUGCUUAAAUUUAAAAUUAAUCCUCCAGAUCUAAGAAACCUCAGAAAAGCAAAGCUCCAUGAAUUCAGGGAAUGGAGAAACUAACAAAAUAUGAUAGAAGUACAACUGCAGAACAAAUGCAGAAGUUCAAAUGCAGACUUCUGUAAAACCUAGAAAAAGAAAUGCCAUUUGCAAAUACCAUAAUAAUGUAGCAUUUCCAAAAUAAUUUUUUAUGGAGCAAUUAAGUGGGUUUUCUUGCAACAUUUAUAGUGUUUUGGCUGUUAAGUCAUACUCAGUUGGGAAAAAGCUCUCAAAAGCAAUUUUCUGAAUAUGUUUUCAAAGCCAUGCUAUAGAAAACAGUUAACAAUUAAACCAAUUCUGGCAGGGAAGUGGAAAACAUAUUAAGAAGUGAAACAAUAAAAGGGCAAUGAAGUAUUUGGAUAUAGGAUAUCCAGGCUGAAUAUUUCACCUGUCUAGAAUCAAAGAGGAAGCCUGUGCUGAAGGCAUCAAUGAGCUUCUAAAAAACUAUUUACACUCUCGGUUGAGAAGUACCUACAAUCUUUCUUCAGAAUAAGAUAUACUUAAACAAAUACUUUGUAACUAGGAUGAUUAAAUUAGAUAUAUUUUCCUUUAAGAGCAAAAAUCAAACAAAUUUACCUUUGAAAUGAACAGCUGUGAUUACUACAGACCGUUCAAAUCUAAUUAGUCUUUCUUUUAAGGUUUACAUGCUGUUGCUGAAGUUUUACAAACAUCAACCAAGGUGAUACUAAUGUCUAAAUAGCUGCCACUAUAUUUUAUUACAGUUAAGUAGAACUGUAGAAUAACUAAAGAAAAUAAAAACAAGCUUCAAUUUUAAGUAAUUUUAUGUAAGUGAAGACUUCAAAGUAAACAAAAAGCAAUUUGGGAUUAAAAAGAGUAUGAAAGUUUUGGGGCUUUUUUUGUAACAUACUGUUAUACUGUCUCCUACAGCAAAACCACAUAAUUUUGUUUUAGGGGCAAGUGUCUUGCAAUACAUUUGGCAAUAAAUAGGCAGAAAAGAAAGCAAACAAAAAUCCCAUGAAUCCUCACAAGCAUAUAAUUCAUAAUUAUCCAGGGCAGCAAGUUUGUGCUGUGCCUUGUAAAUUUGCCUGAAAUAAAUGUGUUUGAAUAAAACCCCUAGAAUCUACUUGGGUGAAAUCUUGUCUUUAAAAGACCCCCUUAUCACAGGCUUAGUGAAACCACUCAAGGAGUUACAGAACACCUUCAGCAAAUUAUGGAAGUGCUUUGACAUGUUUCCCAGGUUAAACAUUUUCCAGAUUUCAGAAAGUUGUAUCGUAGUUAUGCUCAAUUCCCUGCUAAAACUGUAUAACAGGAAGUGCAUCUACAAGGAAUAACUGACUUCUUUCAAUACUAGAAACAGACUCACCCUCUACUUCCUGCCUUUCAAAAAUCAUCCACCACUUAACAUUGCUAGUCUUUAUUUAACAUAAAAAUAAUUAUAAAAGUAUUGAAGAUGUCCAACACUUAUUUCUUAAUGAGACAUGAAACUCUGUUAUUAAAAAGGUUAUCAUUUUCCUGCUUCCCAGAAAAGUGCCAUGUUCACACUAACCUUUUAACUAACAGGAACAGAUGGGUCUAACUGGAUACAGGCGUGAUGGGGCAUUGUGGUAGAGCAAAAGAACAUGUUGAUUCUCAUACCUCUGGCAGAUGGGAACCAGUCAAAAUUAAUUUUAGACUAAAAAUGUUUUGCUGCUUCUCAGUAAAAAAAAAAAAAGAAAAUAAAAAAACCCACUUGGAACAAUAUGCUAUUUUAUACAUGCCAUCAGAGCUCAGACAACAGCAGCUUUCACAAAGUUGGUACCAUACAUUAAAACCAAUUACAUAGACGUACUGUAUGCCAUUUUUAAGUCUGUGAAUAAAUUAGAAAUUCCUGAAAACAGUAGCUUAUAAUGGAAGUGCUGACACAACCUUAACUACAGCAGCAAAUGUGCUGCUAUUAUGAAGUUGUUAUGGCAACUAGAAAGAUCAAACUGAGAAAGGAAGAAUAUGCAUAAGCAAAACUUCAAAAUCUUUUACAUGGUCCCCCACAAACUCUUUCAAAUUUUGUGGUCACAGUGUUAUUGCUCCUUACCGUUACAAAAAAACAAAACAAAACAAAAUAAACAAUCAAACAACCCAAAAAAAGCCUGCAAAAUUUGCCUUUAACACAGGUGAGAAGUAGGGCUGCCAAAAUAGUGUAAAAUCCAAAACAAACUGAAGGUCAUAAUCCAUUUUGUUCAUAAACAGUCUAAAAAAUAGAGUCUAUUGAAAGAUAUCUGGCCAACAUCUGGUGAGCACAUAUUCAUCAGAUAACACAAGUUAAAAAACAACAAUUAUGCAAAACUGCUCAGUCUUCAAAACUGUUCCAUAAUUUGUUACCAAUCUGAAUAGCAACCUGCUGUAAUUUGGCUGAAUCAAACAGACAGUGCAUUCACAAAUACUGAUCCAUUAAUUAAAAUGUGAUUAAAAAUAUAAUUCAAGCUCAUAUACUUGUGAAACAAUCAUGACUUACCCUUCCUAACACUGUGUUACACAAAAGCAGAAAUCUUUGGCUGUUUCUAAUAUUGAAAUAAUGGGAGAAAAAACAUACCAGGGCAGUCAACUUUUAAUACACAAAAAUACUCAAAGUAUGAUUUUUAAAACAAGUUCAUUAGAAUCUGUGCCAGCACCCCAGUUAUCUUUCCCCCCCAAAAAAAUAAAAAAAAAUUAAAUGCAAGUGUUAUUCUUGCAAAAUUUAAAAUUUCGCUGAAAAAAAUUUCCAACAAAAUGUCAGUAGCAACCAACAGCAAUAGAAAUAAUGUUAAAUUAUCAUUAUUAGGAGUAGUGGUACACAUUUUUAUUAUAGCAUUCUGUCCAAAUUCAUCUACUAGCAAUACUUUGACUUGAAAAGUAGAAAACAAAUUGUUUCUCUUCUUUUCAAAGAAUUUCAUAUUAAAGCCACUUUCUCUCAAGUCUAGCUUUACUGCCUUUACUAAAAUCUAGGAAACACAAAAGUCCUCAGAUGUCUGACAUGAUAAAGAGUUGUGCUAAGUACUUUUACUCACUCAUUUCCUAGGUAACAAAAAUGCCUUUUCUUCUAAGCUAACUCCUUCCAUUUCUCUUCUGAGCUUGUUGAUCUAUAUAAUUUUCCAGGCUAUGGGAAAUAGUCAUUUAAUGAGAAGAGAAUCAAUUUUAAGAAAUGCCUAAGUAUCUACUUUCACUGAGAACUAACAGAUAUUGCUGCUAAAUUAAAAAUAAUUUUAAGAUUCAAGUUGGCACAUUCUUAAGUCAAAAAUUAUUCUCUGUUAAUUAUCCAUUUUAAAAUUUUAAAACUUUGAAUACUGUUUUUUAUUUUCUGGCACAACAUAUUCUAUAUUAAACAUUGAAAAAUACAGUUUUGCAGAUGAACAUCAUUUAGGAGGAAGAUAAUCAAAUAUUCCAUUGACAGAAGAGACUUACUUAAUCUGCAUUAAUCAAUAAUUAUUGAUAUGAGAUCAGAACAAAUACACAAAACCCCCCACCCAAAAAAAAAAAAGGGAUAAAAGAAGGCAAAAGAGUAUUGUUUUCACAAAGGCAAGAAAUACUUCUAGGCAACAAAAGCAGAAAUAAUGAUGACAUUUUCUUCAGAACAUUAGUUCUUCAGCAAUUUAAAAAGCCUGAUAAAUACACCACUUUUCUCUGAAAAGCAACCACUAGUUAUCAACUUGCUUGAAGCAGGUUAUCUUACAGCUCUCUAAAAGCUGAAUGACAAUAUUCAGAAAAAAGAUAAAAAUAGGAUUUCCAUGUGCAUAGCUGUUUGUUAGAUAAAUGGUAAAUAUCUGAUAAAAUUCUCAAAAAGGAAAAUGCUUAGAAGUAUUCUCUUACACUAUGUCUUCUUUAAGGGUUUUUUCAAAUUUAUUUGCAAUUAAUUUACAACAUUAGUGAUGCAUUUUAUAACUUGUAAAAAUCGCUCAUUGAGAUACAGCUUUACUGACCACUCAGUCUUAUUAGAAAAAUGUUUUUUCCAAUAUAUUUGACAAAUUACUUUCAUACAGUGGGGGUAAUAUUUGGCCUUUAGGACUUGAAGAGUCCAUAACUAUUAAUUGUGAAUGGACUAACACAGACAAUACAUGGCUUAAUACUAUUUGCAAAGCUACCAGCUUUGAUACAGUAAAUAUUAAAUAUCACUGUGAGAUUGCAAUGAAAUUUCAGUGAGCUCAAAUCAAAUGCUCACACACUUAAAAUGCAAAAUGUUUUUAAAAAAGCAUUCUGCUCACUUCUUAUGCAACUUUUAAAAAGCACUCUUCUUAAAGCAGGUAAGUACGUUCUUCACCUUAGAUCAAAUUUUCAGGUGCAGAGUUUCAACCUAUUGUUAACUAAAGCUACAUAGUAGUCUUUUGUGCAUAAGACCACUCAAAAAAAAUAGGAACUGAAACAGAAGUCGGUCCAAGUUUGGGACUUUUGCCUCACUACAAAGUUAACUUUUCCGCUGUCACAAAGUUAUGCAGAAGACAACAGGUCUGUGACCCCAAUGAAACAAAGUAGAGGGAUGUAGCCAGUGCCCUGUGAUUCCUUACUACUGCCUCAGAGGCCUGAGAACUUCAUGUCAACUGAUGUGCAAGAACUUCAAGUCAACUGAUGCUAUUCAUAGACAUGGAAUCCCUCAUCAGGCCACCCCGUGAGUCCAAGAUAACCCAGCUCUGUCAGGAAGUAGUCCCCUAGUGCAGCACUGGCUGUGACACAGCAGAUAUCCAGUCACAUGAUGGAUAUAAGCCCUUUGAGGUGCUCAGUGGCGCAUGCUUGAAGCUUUUGCUGCUUCAGUCAUACCAGCAACAUUCUCCACCACAGAUGUUAUAUAUGACUCUUUGGUCAUGCAGCUUAUAUAUAACUCAUUCCUGCUGCAGAUUGACCAAACAGAAAAGAUUUUGAGAACAUCACGAUUCUUUGUGCUAUAUUCAGGGUUGAAAAUUUUAACCACCUUUAUCUUCAAUGUUUGAAUUCUUAACACCAAUCAUGUCUCAUCCCAGACUGAAGUUGCACAUCAAGAUGUCAGAAUUACUGUCAUGCUCUAAAUUUUAACAUGCUGCUUUAUCCAAGUUAUCCUCAUCCUCAUCUCCAGGUGUAAGACAGCAGAAUACUUCUGAUACUAACACACACAUAGCACACUUUACCUUGUCCUGAAGAGGGGAAGAAAGUGAGAUAUAUAUAUAUAUAUAUAUAUAUAUAUAUAUAUAUAUAUAUACACACACGUAUAAAUUAUUUUGUUCUUCAGGACUUCUUCAGGGGAAAAUCACAGUGGAUAUUUGAGUCCCGUGUUUUGGGAUUUGCAAAGGGGGAAGUAGACCGGGCUAGUGUUUGUCUCCCAAAAGAUUAUCUGAGAAUACAAAGGUUGUGCCUUGUCAGAUUCCAGUUAACUUGGAGGUUUUCAUAAGAAUCAAUACUUUUAUGAAAUAUGGUAAUAAAUUUAGGACACUUUCAGUUCAGCUUGGGCACCAACUCCAGGCACGGACUGUAUAUGUGAAGACAAAAAUCAUGAAAGUGUUAAUAUUAUUUCAGAAAGUAUGCCUCAUUCCAGUACUUUCAGCAUGGACUUUUUAUCAUCUACCCAUUGUAUCCUUGGCAACUCGACUUGUUAUCUAAAGAGACAAAAUUGACAACUUAAAUUUAAAGUUACAGCCAUCAUAUAUUUCCAGGCUUGGAUUUGGUCUGGAUCUAGAUAGAAUACAAGCUAGAGACCAAAAAUAUUCUAAAAGUUAUUUGAUGCGAUAUAAGGGCAUAACAGUGCUCAUUAUUUUUGACUGGAUAAACUAGAAAAAGCUUUAAAGCUUUAUCCAGAUGAUCUCCAUCAUUCCAUAAUAAGGAAGAUGAAGAUAAGUUUUCCUCUUAUGAGUGAUGAGAGAAGUUCCUCAUACUUAGAGUAAACAAGUACAAACCAGCAGAAGCAGCCCUUUCUCCCAGCACCUUUUCGGUGGGGUUUAUAUUUCACCCUGGUUUUAAAGGAGUCAUCAUCUUAUCUCUUCUUCACCUUCAAGGUACAGAAAACAAAAAAAAGAAAUAAAUUUAUUGUAAACAUUUUCUUGUCAAUAAAUUUAAAAAGAAAAGUUACACUAAAGAAGAUUCUGGGAGAAAAAAAAAAAAAACUCUUUUUGAGGAAAAGUCCUAAACAUCGCAUUAUUUUCCCCACAAUAAUCAUAUGCUGCCCUUAACAACAUUGAUACUGUGAAUGAAGAUUUUAUCCCUCAGACUUUAUAUUUAUGAAGGCUUAUGCUACACUGAAGUGAGUUCUUCUAAAUAUAUUCUAUUUUUCCAUAUUAGCCUUGAGAGAGCAGUUCCUUGACAUUAAACCACAGAAUUUAAAUUCCUUAAUUAAUUAGAAAUGGAUUUGUGAGUGUCUAUAAUACAAAAUGUGUAAUGAGUUUGAACAUAAUCUUCAUACAGAGAAUCCUGUGAAAAACAUUUUUUAAAUGUUAAGGUUCCCUUUUGCAGAAGAAACAAAAAUAAAUGUGUGGGUUUAAUCUAUAAAUUAAGUUAUAAAUGAAAACGUACAAGACAACAGCCAAGCUCCCCAAAUGAAAGGCUACACGAAGCAAAACACAAAUCAUGAUUUUUAAAGCAGAUCCGUUAGAACAUAUUUUUUUAUAAAAAGCUAGCUUUGAAUAGACCUGAACCUGACUGGAGUUUUUAACCCUAUGAAUGACAUCCACCCUGUCAAAACAGCUCUGGUCUGUUUUACCUGAUCAUAUCCCAAACGAGCAGGUUUUUUCCUGGUUUGUUUCUUAAUGACAAGCUGUUAAAACACAGAGAACCUAUCAAACCUAGUAUUAUCCUCUGCUGCUUUUUUCUUCUAGUACACACUGCCGUCCAUCAGAAGAAAUAAUUAAUGGUUCUAUUAUGUAUGAAAGUGUCAUCCUGUCAGUUCAGCGACUGGUUUGAAUAGCUCAUAUCUGCCACUCAUUGAUGCCAUGCGUGCUCGCUGUCCUGAGAGAUGACAAAACACUACACCCUUUAGGAUUUUUUCCCCCUCUCUCUGAAGCAGCAUUUCACAUCUGUGUCUGACAGAAGCAUGAGGAGCUGAGAGAGGCAGACCUUCAUCAUCCUUCACAGAAUAAUGUUGCAUGGAUUAAAAGUUAAGAUCCGAUGUCUACUGAUCCUGUACAUUUCCUACAAAAAUCUAUAAUGUGAAGGCUACCAAAAUGUGAAGAGAAAUAACUUUUCAUUGUUGGACUAGCACCAGAAAACAGAUGGAAUUCACUGGAUAGCAAAUAUUUAAAUUAUUUUUUAGAUGGGUGCUGAAUACUUGAGUUGACUGGGGUCGGUGCAUUUGCCUUUUUUUAAUAUGUUUUUUGGUUGGAAGGGAAAGAUGCAAAGUUCACAGGUCCUUUCUGUUACCUGAUCAGGGCAGAAUUAACAAAAAUCCUGAAUGUAGAAUAACUCAGAUACUGAAGAUACCUGGAAAUAAACUAGAAACAACCAAUACUACAAGAGCAAAGCAGCAGUGAACAAGAAGACGCUGUGAAAAAGAAAUCACAAGAUGAGAGUGCACAAUGCAUUUCAAAUAGAGAAAAGCAUCCUAUCUGCUCAGUGAGUCUCAGUAUAUUCCGACAGAGCACAGACAAAGCUUCAAUCAAGUUCUCCUAGGACCAUCCCCAAGAAUCACACUGGGUGCCCAAGAGUCACGAAGUGUUUUCCAACAUGUGUAAAUGAGAACACAUUGAUGCACAUGGUUCAGGAAUGAAGUGCUUAAAUGAAGUAAACAUUGUUCUGAACAAGUAAUUUCCCCUGGGGUCAUCCUUCUGCACUUCCCCGGAACACAGAGUGGUUUGGAUCAAAGUACACAAUGGAGAAAGUGCAACAGUGACCUCUUGCAUCCUGCUUCAAAUACUCAACCACUAUUCACUCUAUCUCCAAAAGGAUGCUUCUGAGUACAGAAAGCAGUAUGCAACAGUGCUAAGGUCCUGAUGACAAUACACCAAGGACAAGAAUGGAAGUCAAUUUAUUCAGCAAUUCUACUGUUGUAAACAGUUCAUCCAUCAACCAUAAGCAGUUAGAAGGGCAUAGCCUCUGGGAAGUCAUUACUAUUGCCACUGUAACUGCAAUUGUAAGCUUAAUAACCAUAGUGGGAAAUGUUCUUGUAAUGAUAUCCUUUAAGGUUAACAGUCAGCUCAAAACUGUCAACAAUUAUUACUUGCUCAGCCUUGCCUGUGCAGAUCUCAUCAUUGGGAUAUUUUCUAUGAACCUUUAUACAUCCUAUAUACUCAUAGGCCAUUGGACUCUUGGAAGCCUCGCCUGUGACCUGUGGCUAGCACUGGACUAUGUAGCUAGUAAUGCCUCAGUAAUGAACCUCCUAGUCAUCAGUUUUGACAGAUAUUUUUCCAUCACAAGGCCUUUAACUUACAGGGCCAAACGCACACCCAGAAGAGCUGGCAUCAUGAUUGGUAUGGCUUGGCUGAUUUCCUUCAUGUUGUGGGCACCUGUAAUCUUGUGCUGGCAGUAUUUCGUGGGUGAACGAACAGUGCCACCCGAAGAGUGCCAGAUACAGUUUCUAUAUGAACCCAUUAUUACCUUUGGUACUGCAAUUGCUGCUUUUUACAUUCCAGUGUCUGUGAUGACCAUUCUGUACUGCCGCAUUUAUAAAGAGACCGAGAAACGCACCAAGGACCUCGCUGAACUGCAGGGCUCAGAGUCUGUGGCAGAGUAUGAGACAAUAAAGCCUCAGAAAACUCUCCUGAAGUCUUGCUUCAGUUGCAAGCAGCAAAACUUAGUCAAAAGAGAGAGGUGUCAGGCUUCUUGGUCGUCAUCUAGCCGAAGUACAUCAGCUACAGCGAAGGCCUCCCAGGCAGCGAGUACUUGUAUGGACUGGGCUAAGGCUGACCAGUUAACCACCUGCAGCAGCUACGCGUCGUCAGAAGAUGAGGAUAAACUUGCCACUGACUCAGUUUUCCAAGUAACUUACAAAAGUCCAUCUAAAAGUAAAGCAGAAGAGUAUAAUGAGACUACAGAUGUUGUUGUUAAAGACCAACCUGAAGAAAGUGAUUUUGAGAACCAGAAAUACUUUUUAUCACCUACCAAAGAACACAUACAAAAAAGUAAAAAAUGUGUGGCCUAUAAAUUCCGUUUGGUGGUUAAGGCUGAUGGCACUCAGGAAGCCAACAAUGGUUGCCGAAAAGUAAAAAUAACUCCUUGUUCUGCUGCUCUGUCAAAGGACCCUUCCAUCAAAAGCAUGGAUCCAAAUAUAAAUAACCAAAUCACCAAAAGGAAACGGAUGGUUCUUAUAAAGGAACGCAAAGCAGCACAGACUUUAAGUGCCAUUCUUUUGGCUUUUAUCAUCACAUGGACUCCCUAUAAUAUCAUGGUUUUGAUCUCUACAUUUUGCUCUGACUGCAUCCCCCUGACACUGUGGCACCUUGGAUAUUGGCUAUGCUAUGUGAACAGCACUGUUAACCCCAUUUGUUAUGCCCUCUGUAAUAAAACUUUCAGGAAGACUUUUAAGAUGCUGCUUUUCUGCCAGUGGAAAAAGAAAAAAGUGGAAGAGAAACUAUACUGGCAGGGCAAUACCAGACUGCCAUAAUUGUUCUUGUAUAAGAAAUAAGGAGAAAUAUAGAUAUUGAUGUAACCUAACAAAUUCUGUAUUUUCAAAGCCAUUGUUGUUGUGUCUAGUGGUUAAAAAAUCGGCUGAAAAGUAAAAUUUUGCAUGAAAGUAGUGUGCUUGGGAUAAAAAUGUCAGUGGCUGCUAUGAGCAACACAGGUUGCUUUUGACUAUGCAGUAGAAUCGCAUUACAAUUAUUGUGUUUAGUGUUUUAUGUCCUUUCUUUCAGCCUGAGCAGAGGUAGAGUAAACUACAAACUACUAGAAAUUAGACUGGGAUGAUCAUCCAGUCAUCUGAUUAGGUCAUUCAGUCUGUCUCCCUCUAGGCAAAACUUUCUUCCUAUAGUUCUUUGCUGAUGUAUUUUUUAUUUAGUUUUCAGCAUUCCAAGCAAUGCAGCCUGUGCUACUUCUGUUUUGAGGCUUUACCAUCAGCUGUUGAGAUGAAACAAGGACUAUCUAAAGCAUAAAUGCUGUCAUCCCCAAUAGCAAAUGGUUAGGGAGAUUCAUAACACUCAAAGUGUUAUGAAUCCUACAUUAUAGAAUAUAAUACUGAGAAAAUUUCCACUUUAAGGAUGACUCUUGUGGCGACUUUGGAAGGGCUCGUAGUGGAAGGGCUUACAGUGGAAGAAAUAGAUAAUGUAUUUUGUACAUGAAGGAGCCAGUCCCAAUAUCAUUUCCAUUCUGCAAGUCACUGACAUUUUCAAAAAUGGUGACACCUCUGAAUUUCUACAGUUCUCACCUCUGAAGGAAGUGAAAAAAUUCAUGAAAUGAAAAAAAUUUAUUCAACAGUGACAAUGGUACAAAUCAGAACUGACUGUAAAGCAUAAUGGACACAGUCUGUCUACAGCACAAGGAAAGUCUUUUCUGCAAUCUCCUUUGUUGCGCUACACCUUGCUCCAAAAGUUUCCAUAACAUUUACCUAUAUAUAAACAGUGAGAGAACUGGCAUCCUUUAAAGAGGAAAGAUUUUUUAGGCAACUUUUUAAUGUUUCUGUAAAACUAUUAAAAACACUUUGAAUUCUUUGUCAUUAGAUAGCUUUACAAGUACUAGUCAACAUCAGGUGCUUGGAAACAUGAGUUAUCUUCAGGCACUCUCUUUUGGUGCAGCAAAACCACAUCUGCUACAGAUGUGGCUGAGGUCAACACCCCUGGUGGCUGUGGCUGCUGGGACUGGGUUGUACUGGCCUAGUUACAAGCUGAGACUCACCACUGACUGUGAUUUGAGAGGAUUCUUGGUGCCAAAGCUGAGCUGCCUUUGCCUUCCUGAUGUCUGUGUUAGAUUGGCAGGAGCCCUGCAGCACUGACCGAGUGAGUGGGCAAGCAAGGGGCUGCCUUCAGCAGAAGGCCUUUGGAAUGGAGCUGGUAACCUCCCUCUGGUGGGAAAAACCAAGAAGCUGCAGAAAAGGUCCUGAGAAAACAAAGUUAAUGGCAACAGGAGUCAUGAGGUGAAGAAUACUAAAGAAAAAUAUUUAUGAAGGAAUGAGAAAGAUCUUCAUGUACACCACAUUAAAAUUCAGUUCUAGCCUUUCUAUCAAAAUUCUGAGUGAGAUACUUUGGAAUAUUAGCUUGAGACAAUCUUCAUAUUAUAUCUACUGUACACUUUAGCAGGACAUUGCAGUGGUGACAUUAGCCAGUUGCACAUUUCAGGGAUUGUAUAAGUCAUUGUGAAUGUACCAUUGCUCUCAAUGAAAUUGUUUGUAUAACGUAUUAAUUUAGCAUACUGUCAGAAUGUUCUCCUACAGAUAGAUAAAUCCUCCAUGUCAGCAAUCACAGUACAAGUGAUUAACAUUUUUUUAGCCCUAGUGUCCAUAGGGGAAAAUUUUGUCAGUGAAAGAUUAGCAGUGUACUAAUGCAAAAAUAUGUUCUCUAACGCCACAUGAUUGAUUUUGUAACACACCAUACUGGCCCUAUUAUUUUUUUGUGCAUUAGCAUAUGGUUACUUAUGAAAGGAAAGCAGAGGUCUUUAUAAAAACUCUUUCAUCAGCUUUGUUCUGUCACUAUCCAGAGCUUUUCCUGUGUACAGUAACUAUGUACAAAUUGGUUGUUAGAGUGGGUUUAUUUUGUAUUACAUCAGACCAGUCAUUCAGUAAACUAUGUUUGAUUUUUAGCAAAUGAAUGUGGCUCUCUGGGGGCACAAGCUGUAGUUAAAGGCAAAAUUUAUGAGGUAGUAACAGUUCCUGAUAGCUGUGCUGUUAUUGCUGAAAUGAAGCAUUGGCUCUUACUGGAAUUAAAUGGAGUAUUUUUUGUUGUUUUUCAAGUCUGUUGAUCAAGAAUGUUCUGUAAAUGUUUAUGGACUCUGCUCAGUAAAUGUAUUAGAAUACACAGUGAUGGAUGCAACAAUGUUGGUUCAAUGUAAUUGUGAAAUCUGUGCACCAAUUAUGCUGCUAGCACCUAACCAUGUGAGAGAUGACAUGGCCACACAUGAGUACAUUGUAAAUAUCAAGAAUUAUAUAAAGAGGUGUGUGUUACUUUAUUGUUAUGUAGGAUGCUUAUUCUUAAAAAAAAUCAAAACCUCAAAAAGAUAAACAUGGUCCACAUCAGAGUAUCAGAUAGUACUUGAUUGUACUUUGUACCUUU